UUGGUCGACGCUCUCAAUGAAUUAGCCUCGCCCCUCCAUGUUUUUCGGGAAUCCCCAACAACGUGCUCGCCGCCUCAAAAUAUUUGGCUUUUCGAUCCCCAGCCGCAGCUCGACAGUGACUCAGAGUUUAUCUCGGGAAACCUGCAGCAGGACCCAAGUCCUGCGUCUUGCUGGUUUUGCUGUUACUGCCUCCCUCCUCCUCCUGCUGUGAAGAUGGAUGAGGGCUACGCUCAGAGUGAGGACCCUGCGCUGUACAGUCUUCCUCUGAGCCUCCCACUCAGUCAGGACUCGUUCAAGGAACUUUGGGAGAGUGUAACAACACCUUCCAUCUCCACCAUCACCACUGUGUCGUGUGACAACUGGCCGUUUGAACCGGAUGUUAAUCACUUUUUGGACCAGACCCUCCCUGAAGGUUUACAGGAGCCUUUCGGUUUGCCGCCAGAGGUCCCUCCAGAGGCCAGUGUGACUCCUCCGGCCCCCACGGUUCCGACCACCACCGACUAUGCAGGGGAGUACGACUUCCGUAUACGGUUCCAGAAGUCUGGCACGGCCAAAUCCGUAACCUCCACUUAUUCCCAGCAGCUCAACAAGCUGUACUGCCAGCUGGCGAGAACCUGCCCAGUGGAGGUGCUGGUCACUAAAGAUCCUCCUCAAGGAGCCGUCCUGAGGGCCACCGCCGUCUAUAAGAAGACGGAGCACGUGGCCGAUGUGGUUCGCCGUUGCCCUCAUCACCAGAACGAGGACUCUGUGGAGCAUCGCAGCCACCUGAUCCGUGUGGAGGGCAGCCAGUUGGCCCAGUACGUGGAGGAUCAGCACACCAAGAGGCAGAGCGUGAUUGUGCCUUAUGAGCCCCCACAGCUCGGCUCUGAGUGUACCACUGUGCUGCUGAGCUACAUGUGCAACAGUUCCUGCAUGGGAGGCAUGAACCGCAGGCCCAUCCUCACCAUCCUCACCCUGGAGACACCCGAGGGUCAGGUUCUGGGUCGGAGGUGCUUUGAGGUGCGUGUGUGCGCCUGCCCUGGGAGGGACAGGAAAACUGAAGAGGCGAAUGCGGACAAGACGCAGAAUGAGACCAAAUCCACCAAGAAAAGAAAGAGCCAUCCUUCUCCAGACUCCACUGGAGUCAAAAAAGCCAAGGCCGUCUCCAGCGCUGAAGAGGACGACAGAGAGGUUUUCACACUACAGAUCCGAGGCAGGGAGCGCUAUGAGAUGCUGAAAAAAAUCAAUGACGGUUUGGAGAUGCUGGAAAAGGACAAAGACAACAAGAAAAAAGUGAAGCAGGAGGUUCCUGUGCCCUCGAGCGGCAAGCGGCUCCUGCAGAGAGGAGAGAGGAGCGACAGCGACUAGAGAGAAGACAGAUCGCUGGAAAUCAUGUGUAUUUCAGGGUUUAUUUCUUGUUUUUCUUAGUCAUUGAAAAUCAUUGAAAAUCCAGAUGAAUUUGUCCUGCCGCUGGCUGCUGACACUGUAAAACGAACCGCACUGUGCUUCUGCAUGCAGCCUGGUCCUCCGGCGGUCCCCCUCAGCAGCACUUCAUGUUUUUAAAAAUCACACAUCCAGCCAGUAUUUGAGUAAAUCCAUUCCUUUUUAUUGUUUAUUUGACACUGCCAUAAUCGUUUAUUUUUUUAUUUUUGUCUUUUAUUACUGUAUCGUGAUAGAUUAUUUUGGUGACUUUAGUUUUGUAUAAGCUGUUUCUUGAUUCUGAAUAAUGUUUCACUAUUUUUUCA
Molecule: messenger RNA, 1724 nt
Organism: Myripristis murdjan (pinecone soldierfish)
Lineage: Eukaryota; Metazoa; Chordata; Actinopteri; Holocentriformes; Holocentridae
Gene: tp53
Product: tumor protein p53
Exons: 11
Coding region: 214-1347 (377 amino acids)
Biological process (GO): protein tetramerization; apoptotic process; regulation of transcription by RNA polymerase II
Cellular component (GO): nucleus
Molecular function (GO): DNA-binding transcription factor activity, RNA polymerase II-specific; protein binding; RNA polymerase II cis-regulatory region sequence-specific DNA binding
Source: RefSeq, a predicted model, not a curated record